This is a messenger RNA of Chelonus insularis, 1890 nucleotides long. RefSeq names its product inositol polyphosphate 5-phosphatase K-like. Gene Ontology annotation, biological process: phosphatidylinositol dephosphorylation. The record is from RefSeq and is a predicted model, not a curated record. Gene Ontology annotation, cellular component: cytoplasm; plasma membrane; ruffle. The coding region runs from base 333 to 1640 and encodes 435 amino acids. The transcript is spliced from 8 exons. Gene Ontology annotation, molecular function: phosphatidylinositol-4,5-bisphosphate 5-phosphatase activity. NCBI's taxonomy places the organism in Eukaryota, Metazoa, Arthropoda, Insecta, Hymenoptera, Braconidae.
UUCGCUUCUUAACUGUCAGUUAAUUGGUGAAACGUCACAUCAACCUCCCAGAAACCUAGAAUAAUUUAUUUACUAUAAACUUGAGCAUGAUUAAAAAAAUGGGAAUAGUGCGAGCGUGUUUUCUUCUUUCUGAUCUAAAUAAAAAAUUCAACGGUGACACAGCGACUGUUACUUUAAUAAAUAAUUCUUCUGCUUUGGAGGUUUUGUAAAGAGUUCAAAGAUCAUAAAAAUAUGAAAGUGAUUAAACAUUGUAAAUUGAAGCCUUAACUACUCAUAUUCUCAUCAGUUGAAUGUAUUAUCAUUCUACUAGUAGUACUUAAAAAACAAAAAAAAUGAAUGCCCAACUAUUGAGGUUAUAUUUUGUGACUUAUAAUGUUGCUACUACAUCUCCAGAACAAGAUCCUCAAAAUAUGUUGAAUCUACCGUGGAGUGAUGAGAAUUCUUUACCGGAUUUUUAUGUUAUUGGCCUCCAAGAAGUUAAAUCUCAACCUCAAAACAUGAUUUUAAACAUGUUCUUUGAAGAUCCAUGGACCAAAGUUUAUAGAGAAGCCUUGAAAGAAUAUGAUUACGUAAAAAUACGUACUCAACGACUUCAAGGCCUCGUAUUAAACAUCUUUUGUCUCAGGAAACAUUUAACACAUUUAAGAUUGGUUGAAGCUCGUUAUACUAAAACUGGCCUUGGCGGGAUGUGGGGCAAUAAAGGAGCUGUUAGUGUACGCUUAAAUAUUUAUGGUAUAAAUAUUUGUAUUGUCAACACUCAUUUAACUCCUCAUGAUCAUCUUCUAUCUGAUCGAAUAGCUGACUAUAAUACAAUUCUUAAAGAACAUACCUUUAAAGUACCUGAAACCCGACAUAUCUUAUUUCAUGAUUAUGUAUUCUGGAUCGGUGAUUUGAAUUUUCGACUACAAGGCGAAGAUUUGACUGCUACAAUAAUAGAUUCUUUAGUAAAAAAGAAUGAAUUGGAUUUGUUAUUUGCUAGGGAUCAAUUAAAACAAGUUAUGGAAAAAGGUGAAGCUUUUUCAGAACUCGUUGAAAAUCUUGUUACAUUCCCACCUACGUACAAAUUUGAGUUAGCAUCCCAAAAUUAUGAUCUCAAACGCAGACCAUCAUGGACAGAUCGAAUUUUGUACAAAGUAAAUAAGGAUGCUUAUGAAAAUAUUACAUUAAAAGCUGAGCAACUUCAUUAUAAAAGUUAUCCAAGUUACACUCAGUCUGACCACAAACCUGUCAGCGGUGAAUUCCAGAUAGCAAUAAGAUCUUAUGUCCAAGACCAUGGAGUUGAAUUUCAAGCUCUUACUGAGUGGUUGAUUGAUGAAGAAAAUUCAGUUUCUUACACACUUUUAGGAGAUUUUAAGCCUUCAGAUGGUGACUGGGUUGGACUAUUUACUGAAGGAUUUUCCAGUUUAGAUGAAUAUUUAGUUUACGAAUACGUCAACCGAAGAAAAAUAGAAACGUCAACAGAACCCCGUCCGUUGGUAGAUCGUAUUUUUUUCAACGACAGCGCUUUAAGGUUUCCAGGAAUGUAUCGUUUGAUUUAUGUUGCUCAAUCUGAUGACAUUGUCAGCAUAUUGGGUAUAAGUCCUCCGUUUCCAGGUCAUCGAAGGCUUCAGAGUACUAUCCAAAAUGACACUUUAUCAUGAGCUUUUAUUAUUGAAAUCAAAGAAUAAGUAUUUUUUGCAAGCUUCAGAAUUUAUCAUAGUAAAUUUAUUUAUAUUGAGCAAAGUAUGAACAAAUAUUGCAUAAUUAUUUUUAAUAAAAGCUUAAUUUCGUACCUGUUUUUGUAGGGUAAUGGUAUUAUUUUCAAAUCUCUUUGAAUUAGAGAUUGUUGCAUAUUUAUAUAAAUAUAUAUACAUAUAUUUUUUGUUAAGGAAGUGUUUAAAUAAAUAAAUG